AUGGUGCAAGAAUUCCAUGUUCUUCGAUGUUUUUCCUGUGAAACGUUUCAGGUACAACAAGUCAAAAAGAGUAAAAAAUGGACAUGCAAAAUGUGUGGGGAAAAACAGUCUGUUAUAAAGGAGUAUGGUCGAGGUACAGGGGCAGACUGUAGGCGUCAUGUUCAGAAGCUGAACUCCUUGCGAGGGAAUUUGCUAGAAGAGGAAAAUCAGAGAGCAUGGACUCAAUGGGAGAAAGAAGGAGAGUAUUGGAGUGAAGAGGAGCAUGGAGAUGAAGCUCAGACAUGUGAACAGCAGGCUGAGGCUGUAGCAGAGAGUCGCUGGAGUAAAUAUGUGGAGCAGGCAGAGAAAAGACCAUCAGAGGAUGAAGAAGAAGAAGAGGAAAAUGUUUACACAGAGAGAAGAACAUUCAGCAACUGGAAGAACAUCAGGAAGAGGAAGACAGGCUACAGGACUAGGGUCGGUGAAGGCCACUGUGAUGGUGCUGAGAAUAAGGACACAGAGUCUGGGACAGGACACUGGAUGACUGAGCGACAGCCCCUGCAGCCCCAGAGUAGCAAAGGAUUCUUCAGCCGUUUGUCCAGUGUGGAACCAUCCCUGAAAAGUUCUGUGCCUCAUAGGCCUAAAGAGGCAAGGACUUGGUCUGCUAAGGGAAACUCCACCUCACCAACCGUUUGUACUGACACCCCUGUGGCAACCUGCUGCACUAACCCUGCCUCAUAUGGCAUUGCUACAGAGCCUUAUUCCAGAACAGCUACAGGCACUGGACCUGCUGAUGUCACCACCAAAGUAUCUUCAUCAGAGUUUUUCAGAGGACCCUCUGGUGGUGUCUCCAUUGGUCACAAGCUCAGUGGCAACAAAAUGGAGACAAAGGCCUCUAAAUGGGUGGAGCCUAAAGACAUGAACCGUUUUAAACAUGAGAGGGGAGGUCCCUCUGCCAGUGUCCAAAUGGGUGAAACAGUUGGACUGGGGAACAGAACUGGAGGUGUUCUGGAAAGAAUGAGUUCAGUAGUUAGCCACUGUGUGCUUGGCAGUUCAACCAAUCAGACAAGCAGUCCAUCUUUCACCUCACAGUCAAGAAACCAUUUGGAAAAACCGGUCUGUCACCAGCCUCCGCCUGUCAAGCGGCCAUGUCCCACCCUCUCUUUCAGCUCCCUCUUCCACACAGAUGAAGACUUUGAUGAUGCAUUUUAA
Messenger RNA from Chanos chanos (milkfish), 1191 nucleotides. RefSeq names its product MRN complex interacting protein (gene mrnip). Gene Ontology annotation, biological process: mitotic G2 DNA damage checkpoint signaling. The record is from RefSeq and is a predicted model, not a curated record. NCBI's taxonomy places the organism in Eukaryota, Metazoa, Chordata, Actinopteri, Gonorynchiformes, Chanidae. Gene Ontology annotation, molecular function: chromatin binding. Bases 1 to 1191 code for a protein of 396 amino acids. The transcript is spliced from 8 exons. Gene Ontology annotation, cellular component: nucleus.